GGCUGUGAGGUCAUCAUAAGCAUUCCAUCUCUUACCAUGUGGCUGUAAGGGUCUGAUCGCAUCUGUACACCAACCACCAAAACCAGGGCUCACCUACAGCCCUCAGCAGGCAUCAUGCAAUGUGUGGAUUUAAGGAGUCUCUUCACCGUAGCCCAAUUCAUAAAGGCCAGAUGUGACCACGGCCUGAAAGCUGGGACCACCGUUAAUAAGAAUUAUGUAUUUUUUGAGGUGGAGAUCCUGGACCUCAAGAACAAGGCACAACUCUGCUACCUGGAUAAGGUGGAGCCCAACGCCACCAUCGCAGAGAUCAAGACCUUGCUGCACAAAAUUUACCCCAAGUUUUAUCCAUCAAGACAGGCACUGAAGCUGCAUCCAGAGGGAAAGGCCCUCAGUGAUGAUGAUGUGCUGGAGGAUCUACCGGUUGGCACGACCGCAACAAUGUUCUUCCAGGACCUCGGCCCACAGUUAGGCUGGACUAUGGUAUUUCUGGCAGAGUGUCUUGGGCCUCUUUUCGUUUACCUCCUGUUCUACUAUCGGCUUCCAUACAUCUACGGUUUCGAGUUUGACUACACCCAAAGUCCAUUUAAAGUUGUCAAGCUGGCUUACUGGUGCCACUCUCUUCAUUACAUUAAGAGGCUUGUGGAAACUAUUUUUAUCCAUCGCUUUUCUGACGGAACAUUACCUUUACGCACCAUCAUGAUGCUCUGUCUCUAUUACUGGGGAUUUGCAGCAUGGCAGGCAUAUUACAUCAACCAUCCACUCUACACCCCACCAACUUAUGGGAGACUUCAGAUCUACUCUGCACUGGUAAUGUUUUUGGUCUGUGAGUUUGGAAAUUUUUCAGUUCAUCUGAUUUUGAAUCGAAUCAGUUGUAAUGGAUCCAGGCCUAAAGAGAUUCCUUAUCCCACAAAUAAUCCAUUCACUUGGCUCUUUUUCUUCGUGUCCUGCCCAAACUACACAUACGAGGUGGGAUCAUGGAUCAGCUUCACAGUAAUGACACAAUGUGUUCCAGUGGGAGUUUUUGCAUUUUUGGGUCUUAUUCAGAUGACUAUAUGGGCUCGGACAAAGCAUAAAACCUACACUGAGCAAUUCAAAGACUAUCCUGACCUGAGAACAGCCAUCAUUCCACUCUUCUUCUAGAUCGAUUGGAUGGAGGAUGAACCUACAUGCACUUUUCUCAUUGGAAGCAUCACCAAACAAAAUAUUAUAAGCAGCAAAAUAAGUCUAUUGUUUCUCUGUCAGACAUCGUGAUUUAUUCAGACACAGAUAAGUGUGUAAAUGGUAAUUACUAUUAAGAGAGGCUUACUGAAAAUAGAUGGAGGUUGAACUGCAAGAUUGAGGAAGAUAUACUAACAGAAAUGUCUUGCAAAAAGUUUUUUUUUGUUUUUUUUUGGCAAACUUAUAACAUUUGCUUGACAUCAGAGAGUUUAAGUUGAGCCCUGAUUUGGAGGUCUUCAGACCACCAAACAGAAAAAAUGGUGUACAAUGUGAUUUUAUUGAUGUUGAUUGUUAGUUUUUGUAUUCCAUUAAAACAUUUUGCAGAACAAA
Carassius carassius (crucian carp) is the source of this 1548-nucleotide messenger RNA. It is a transcript of the gene tecrl2b, whose product is annotated as trans-2,3-enoyl-CoA reductase-like 2b. Gene Ontology annotation, molecular function: oxidoreductase activity, acting on the CH-CH group of donors. The record is from RefSeq and is a predicted model, not a curated record. Lineage: Eukaryota; Metazoa; Chordata; Actinopteri; Cypriniformes; Cyprinidae. The coding region runs from base 115 to 1140 and encodes 341 amino acids. The transcript has 12 exons. Gene Ontology annotation, biological process: very long-chain fatty acid biosynthetic process.